This is a messenger RNA of Sorex araneus (European shrew), 2835 nucleotides long. RefSeq names its product general transcription factor II-I repeat domain-containing protein 1-like. The transcript has a single exon. Gene Ontology annotation, cellular component: nucleus. Gene Ontology annotation, molecular function: DNA-binding transcription factor activity. Lineage: Eukaryota; Metazoa; Chordata; Mammalia; Eulipotyphla; Soricidae. The record is from RefSeq and is a predicted model, not a curated record.
AUGAAGUGCUGCGACGGGCCCAUCCCCGCCAAAGGCUGCGGGCCGGACCGCUGGGCUCCCGCCUUCACCCGCAAAGACGAGAUCAUCGCCAGCCUGGUGUCUGCCCUGGACUCCGUGUGCUCCGCGCUGUCCAGGCUGAACGCAGAGGUGGCCUGCGUGGUGGCCGUGCACGAGAGCGCCUGCGUGGUGGGCUCCGAGAAGGGGCGGAUGUUUCUGAACGCGCACAAGGAGCUGCAGUCGGAGUUCCUCGGGUUCUGCAGAGGACCUCCCCGGAAGGAACCGGAACCGGAGGCAGAGCACCCCAAGAAGGUCUUGCGGGCCGAGGGUGGCAGCCGGAGCGUGGCGCGGGCCUCGCUGGCGCGCGGCUCGGACGUGUCUCUGCUGCGGAAACUGGUGGGAGCGGUGUUCGACGUUCUUUACAGCGACGUGCUGGGCCGGGAGGACGUGGUGCCGCUGCCGUACGAGCGGCUGCUGCGGGAGCCGGGGCUGCUGGCCGUGCAGGGGCUGCCCGAGGGCCUGGCCUUCCGCCGGCCGGCCAAGUACGACCCCAAGGCGCUCAAGGCCAUCCUGGAGCACAGCCACCAAAUUCGCUUCACGCUCAAGAGGCCACCAGACGACGGUGGGCGGGACUCAGAGGCCUCGGUGGAGCUGAACAGGGCCGCCCUGGCCAGCAAGGGCUCUCGGGACUGCAGUCUGCAUGGCCCCGGCCCCAAGGGUUCUCCCCCGGAGCUGCCCCCCACCGCCACCACCUCGAUGGCCAGCUUCCUGCAUAGCUCGGCGCCACCCAGCCUCCCCACCCAAGAGCUGAAGCAGGAGGCGCCCCCCGGGCCCCUCAACCCUGGCGACCUGGGCCUGGGCCACUCGGGGCCUGAGUCCAGGGCCCCUGGCCCCCAGGACUUCCCCGAUUGCUGUGGACAGAAGCCUCCCGGGCCCACUGGGCCUCUCAUUCAGAAUGUCCACACGUCCACACGGACCCUCUUCUCCAUCGUCCAUGACGAGUCAGAGCAGUGGGACGCCUUCAUCAAGGACACGGAGGACAUCAACACCCUGCGGGAGUGCGUGCAGAUCCUGUUCAACAGCAGAUACGGGGCGGCCCUGGGCCUGGGCCACAUGGUGCCGGUGCCCUACCAGAAGAUCGCCUGUGACCCCGAGGCCGUGGAGGUCGUGGGCAUCCCCGACGACAUCCCCUUCAAGCGUCCCUGCACCUACGGGGUCCCCAAGCUCAAGCGGAUCCUGGAGGAGCGGCACGGCAUCCGCUUCAUCGUCAAGAGGAUGUUUGAUGAGCGAAUUGUCACAGGGAACGAGUUUACCAAAGACCCCAGCCCGCCCGAGGACACCCCCGCCGAGGCCUCGCGUGCUGCCGGCCUGGACACAGCCGGGGCUGCUCAAUUAGACGAGGACCGUGGGCCAGGAACCUCUGGGGAGCUGGGCGUGCCGAGAGCCAUCAAGAUCGAGCCGGAGGACUUGGAUAUCAUUCAGGUGACCAUGCCAGACCUUUCACCGACCUCUGAGGAAAUGACCGACUCAGCGACCGGCCUCUUCCUCUUGCCCUCGGAAGAUUCCAGCUACGGGAUGGAGAUGCUUGCAGACCAAGGCCCCAGCAGUGAGCACCCGCACCCCGAGGAGACGCCCAUGGAGGUCAGCCACGGGGACCUGAUCCGGCCGCUGCGGAAGCAGGUGGAGCUGCUGUUUCACACGAGAUACGCCAGGGCCCUGGGCAUCUCGGAGCCCGUCCAGGUGCCCUACUCCAAGUUCCUGAUGCACCCGGAGGAGCUGUUCGUGGUGGGGCUGCCUAAGGGCAUCGCUCUGCGCCCACCCAACUGCUUUGGCAUCGCCCAGCUCCGCAAGAUCCUGAAGGCCAGUGACAGCAUCCGCUUCGUCAUCAAGCGACCCGAGCUGCUGACAGAGGGCGUGAAGGAGCCGGGCCUGCACAGCCAAGAGCGGGGUCCUGGGGACCCCCUGGCCGACGAGAGCCUGAAGAGACAGGGCUGCCAAGAGAGUGACAACACCCGGCUCUCGCGCAUCGACGUCACCAACAUGCUGCGGGAGCAGGUGCAGGACCUGUUCAAUAAGAAAUAUGGGGAGGCGCUGGGCAUUAAGUACCCGGUGCAGGUGCCCUACAAGUGGAUCAAGAGCAACCCUGGCUCGGUGCUCGUCGAGGGGCUGCCCCCUGGCAUUGCCUUCCAGAAACCCUGCACCUUCGGUUCCCUAAACCUGGAGCGGAUCCUGGCCGUGGCGGACAAAAUCAAGUUCACUGUGACCAGACCUUUCCAGGGACGCGUCCCCAAGCCUGAUGAAGACAACGCCCACAGGCUGGGGAAGAAGGUGAUUCUCCGGGAGCAGGUGAAAGAGCUCUUUAGCAAGAAAUACGGUGAGGCCCUGGGCCUGAACCGGCCCAUGCUAGUCCCCUACAAACUCAUCCGGGACAGCCCAGAUGCCGUGGUGGUCACGGGCCUGCCCGACGACAUCCCCUUCCGGAAUCCCAACACAUACGACAUCCACCGGCUGGAGAAGAUCCUGAUAGCCCAGGAGCACGUGCGGAUGGUCGUCGCCAACCAGCUCCAGCCCUUUGCAGAAAUCUGCAGCGAUGCCAAGGUGCCAGCCAAAGACGGCAGCGUCCCCAGACGCAAGCGGAAGAGAGCCUCGGAAAGGAACUCCGUCUCCUCCUCCUCCUCCUCCUCCUCCUCCUCCUCCUCCUCGUCCUCAUCUUCCUCCUCUUCCUCCAGCCCAGAGUCUGUGGCCUCCGCCAACCAGCUCUCACUCGUGCAGUGGCCCAUGUCCAUGGUGGACUGUGCUGGCCUCCACGUGUAGCUGCUGGGGACCCUGAACUACUGA